Molecule: messenger RNA, 1737 nt
Organism: Wyeomyia smithii (pitcher-plant mosquito)
Lineage: Eukaryota; Metazoa; Arthropoda; Insecta; Diptera; Culicidae
Product: mitochondrial import inner membrane translocase subunit TIM44
Exons: 3
Coding region: 185-1498 (437 amino acids)
Biological process (GO): protein import into mitochondrial matrix
Cellular component (GO): mitochondrial inner membrane
Molecular function (GO): protein-folding chaperone binding
Source: RefSeq, a predicted model, not a curated record
UUCUGAAUAAACUGACGUCAGAUUUUAUGCCGUGCGGCUCACAAUGCGGAUCGAUUGUUGUGCAAAAGUUCUCAAAAUGAUUUGUGUUUUCUGCUAAUAAUGAUUGAUUAGUUAAUAGUACGCGCAAAUUUCGUCAGAUUUGCAACGUUAGUGAAUUGGUCACUACUGGAUUUACAUUUAAGCAAUGCAACGUCUUAGCAAAGCAGGCAGGCUAGUCUACCUGCAGCGGACAGCUCCGGCACUGUCCGCAGCAGGGUGCAGCUCCAGGUUGCAAAAUGUUUCGCUCCAAUGCACGGCGUGUUACUCAUCCCGACGGCCCGGCUUCUUCUCCCAGGUGCUGGACAACAUCAAGGCGGAGAUGGAGAAAAACAAAGAGAUGAAAGAUAAUUUGAAAAAGUUUCGCGAGGAAGCGCAGAAACUGGAGGAAUCCGAUGCACUGAAGGCCGCGCGGCAAAAGUUUAACACCGUCGAAUCAGAGGCUUCCAAAGGUAGUGAUGUGCUGAAGGAAAAUUUGGACAAGAUUCGGGGGAAGGUGACGGAAGUGUUGGACGAGGCGGCAAAAACAGACAUUGCCCGCAAGGCGGGUAAAAUCGGCGAGGAGCUGGGUAAAACGGCCAAAGGCAUGGGAGAGACGAUCGCCGAGAAAAGUCAGGAACUGGGCAAGAGUGGAGCCUUCAAAGGUAUUUCGGAAGCAACCAAAGCCGUGCGGCAGGAGAUCGACAGUCAGGGAAUCGCAGCGAGAGUUUAUCGAGCACCAGAACAGCUGCGAAAGCGAGUUGAGGUAAAUUUGUCAGAUGCCUCGCGGGUGUUCGAAGCGAACACAGAAGCGCUGGGAGUCGAACUGCACAAAGAUAGCAAAUUCUACCAGAGCUGGGAAAACUUCAAAAACAACAACGCCUACGUGAAUAAGGUUCUCUCGUGGAAGAUGAAGUAUGACGAAUCGGAGAAUCCGAUGAUCCGGGCGUCUCGGCUGCUGACGGACAAAAUGAGCGACGUGAUGGGUAAUCUCUUUUCGAAGACGGAGCUAUCGGAAACGUUGACGGAAAUCUGCAAGAUUGAUCCGAACUUUGAGCAAAAGCAGUUUCUGCGGGACUGCGAGAACGAUUUUAUCCCGAAUAUCUUGGAAGCAAUGGUCCGCGGUGACUUGGAGGUCCUGAAAGACUGGUGCUUUGAGAGCACGUACAACAUUAUCGCCACACCAAUUGCGCAGGCCCAGAAGGCUGGCUUCUUUCUCGAUUCCAAGAUUCUCGACAUUGAAAACGUGGACCUGGCAAUGGGUAAGGUGAUGGAACAGGGCCCGGUGUUGAUCAUUACCUUCCAAACGCAGCAGAUCAUGUGCGUGCGGGAUAGUAAAAACAACGUCGUCGAAGGCGACCCGGAGAAGGUGAUGCGAUGCAACUACGUGUGGGUUCUGUGUCGGGAUCCGAACGAACUCAAUCCGAAGUCGGCCUGGCGGCUGAUGGAACUGCAGGCUAAUAGUAUAGAACAGUUUGUCUAGUGGUUGAAUGAGCAGAGAGAAAGAGAGAAUCGAAACGCGGACAGUUGUUCCUUAUUUUGGUCCGUGUUUUGUCAGCGGAAAUGAGAAAACAAAAGCUCUCGUUCGACGAUUGUUAUUAAGUCUGUCGAAACGAAAAUGCUGUAAACUUAUAUUUUAAACUUCUUAGUCCUAGCGAGAAACCGAGAAUAAAUGAGAUCUUUUUUUGUUGAUUGUCGAACACAAGAAACGACUUAAACCUA